UUCUUUCCGUCGGCAAGAUCAUCGUCAUCAUCAUCACCCAGCCUAGUGCCAAAGCUGAUCAGAGCCAAGCCAUCUCGCGUCUGUUGCGACCCGACUCCUGUUCCUGUUUGCAGCUGACUACUAGCAAUUGAUGCUCGAGGUUGCUGAUGCUGCGACAGUUUGAAGUUAUCGGACGUGGCAUAACCAGGCGGUUUUCAAUCUGAAUGCCGUCAAAACUGCUCUGAGAGCUAACCAUGGCAGAACCAGAGCUGUUGUUGGAUUCCAACAUUCGUCUUUGGGUGGUCCUACCCAUUGUCUUCAUCACUUUUCUCGUCGGAGUAAUUCGACAUUACGUGUCCAUACUACUGCAAAGCGACAAGAAACUCACAUUAGAACAAGUCUCAGACAGCCAAGUACUUAUCAGGAGCAGAAUUUUAAGGGAGAAUGGAAAGUAUAUUCCCAAGCAGUCAUUUCUCAUGAGAAAGUUUUAUUUCAACAACCAAGAAGAUGGAUUCUUCAAAAAGACCAAAAGAAAAGUCGUCCCACCCUCCCCGAUGACUGAUCCUAGUAUGUUGACAGACAUGAUGAAGGGAAAUGUGACCAACGUGUUGCCGAUGAUCCUCAUUGGUGGCUGGAUCAACUGGACGUUCUCUGGAUUCGUCACAACGAAGGUGCCUUUCCCUCUAACUCUGCGCUUCAAACCAAUGCUCCAGCAAGGGAUUGAGCUGCUCUCUCUAGAUGCGUCAUGGGUGAGCUCUGCAUCUUGGUACUUCCUCAAUGUGUUCGGCCUGCGAAGCAUGUACUCACUGAUACUGGGACAAGACAAUGGUGCGGAUCAGUCUCGGAUCAUGCAGGACCAGAUGAGCGGAGCCGCCAUGGCUAUGCCAGCAGACACUAACAAAGCCUUCAAGGCAGAAUGGGAGGCCCUGGAGUUGACGGACCACCAGUGGGCUCUGGAGAACGUGGAGGACGAGCUGAUGAGCAAGGACUUGGACUACUGUGGCAUGUUCAGCCGAGAGCUGCCCACUGGAAUCUUCUAGUCACCAGAACGCUAUUUUUUUCAGUCCCCCCCCCAUACUCUGCUGGAAUAGGCUGUGUGGGCUCGCUUGGCAAUCCAUUUCCACCCCAUUGAAGAUGACGGACUAUUUUAAUUAAGUUGACUAUGGAAUGAGAAGUUGACGGCUGGACCUAUUUUACCGGUUUGCUACUGCCUGUAGGGGUGUGCCGUGUCUAAACUUGUCAAAUGCAUGCACUGUGUUACACAUUUUAACUAUGCGACUACACUCACUCCUUUGGUAAUUUGUAAUAUUGUAAUAUUAAUCAUGCUAUCCACUCCUAUUUUUUUGCUGUCAAAAGGGAGAUGUCUACAUUGCUCCUCCAUGGAUCCACUCUAGAAAAGCCAAGCCAAACUUUAUGAACACAGACCCCCUUCAACCUUGAAAAGUCCUAUUUGGUUUCCUGUUAAUUUAGUUGCAGUGUUUAGAUUCACUAUCGUUUUUUUUCCUUUUAACUGAAAUGACUGAAAGAACUAUUUGUUGUGACCACUGAAAAAGGAAAGCACAUCUUAGGGUUUUUGUUUAGAGUAGGAUAAUGUGAGCAGAAUCUUUUCAUGUUUAUUUUCAGUAUACCAAUUGUGCAUUCAUGUGCUCUCGGAAACUCGUAUUUACGAGUCUCGGAAACUCGCGUGUGCACAAUAAGACUGGUAACGUCUCACUCACUGCAUUCCAAUUUGGAUUUUCAUUUGAUGGAAAAUCUAGUCACCAGUUUAAUAAGCAUCCACCAUUUUCUUAAAUGUUCAUUUAUUAUUGUUUACAAACUAUUUAUUUCAUUUUAAUUGUUUUGUAACAUGUUUUGUAAAAAAUAUUGCGCCACAUUAAAAUAUGUUUGUCCUCAUA
Molecule: messenger RNA, 1874 nt
Organism: Engraulis encrasicolus (European anchovy)
Lineage: Eukaryota; Metazoa; Chordata; Actinopteri; Clupeiformes; Engraulidae
Gene: emc3
Product: ER membrane protein complex subunit 3
Exons: 9
Coding region: 234-1019 (261 amino acids)
Biological process (GO): protein folding in endoplasmic reticulum
Cellular component (GO): EMC complex; membrane
Source: RefSeq, a predicted model, not a curated record